AUGACUCCCCAUCCAAUCGUUGAGCUCACUUCUGAAGUGUCAUGGGCUAUGGUCGAAGACAAGUUCAGUCCAUACGCGAAGGAAACGUUAACAAAGCUCAUAAAUUUCCUCGACGCGGAAGUCUUCCCAGCAACUCGCGUCGCCCACGAGCAAUUACCGACGGACGAGCGUCGUUGGAAAACAAUCAUUCCCAUUGUUGAGGAGUUGAAAGUGAAGGCUAAGAAACUCGGAUUAUGGAACCUUUUCCUCAGUAAAGCACAUUAUCCCGAAUUCGGUGUUCCUCUCACCAAUCUCGAAUACGCUGUUAUGGCCGAGGUUCUAGGCAGCGGUGGCCACAUUGCGUCCGAGGUGGUCAAUUGCUCGGCACCCGAUACUGGCAAUAUGGAGGUACUUGCGAGAUAUGGAUCACCUGAACAGCAGAAGAAAUGGCUCAUUCCUUUAUUAAACGGCGAAAUUCGGUCUUCCUUCUCUAUGACGGAGAAACACGUCGCAUCGUCGGAUGCAACAAAUAUCCGAACCUCCAUUAAGCGGGAAGGAGACGAGAUUGUCAUUAACGGCCAUAAGUGGUGGAUCAGUGGUGCUGGCGAUCCUAGAUGCAAACUUCACCUCGUCCUUGGGAAGAGCGAUCCUGGAAAUGAAAGCGCUUACCACCAGCAAAGCAUUGUCAUUGUACCCACUGACACGCCAGGAAUCAAGAUUGUCCGGCCUAUGACCGUGUUCGGGUAUGACGAUGCACCGGAGGGACAUUGCGAAGUUAUUUACGAUAAUGUCCGUGUUCCUCUGAGCAACCUGGUCUUAGGAUGGGGAAAGGGAUUCGAGAUCAUUCAGGGCCGUCUUGGCCCAGGUCGAAUCCAUCACUGCAUGCGGUCUAUCGGUGUCGCUCAAGCAGCUUUGAACACGAUGCUUCGCCGGGUAACGGAUCCUGCUCGAAAACCAUUUGGAAAGUACCUACAUGAACACGGAACUGUUGUUGCCGAUAUUGCCAAGUCGCGUGCAGAAAUUGAGGGCGCGAGACUGCUCGUCCUUAGUGCCGCAUUGAUGAUCGACAAGUAUAAAGCCAAAGGUGCAUUGAAAGAAAUUGGAAUAGCGAAAUUUGUUAUUCCUUCGAUGGCCCUCCGAGUUGUAGAUCGUGCCAUACAAUUACACGGCGGAGAGGGUGUUUCUCAAGAUCAAACUCUUGCAAAAGCUUGGAGUGGCUUGCGAACACUGCGCCUUGCUGAUGGACCUGACGCUGUACACAUUCAACAGGUCGGAUUGCGAGAGUUGCGAAGAGCUCCUGCGGUUGUGGCUAAAGAGCAGGAGCGCAAGCAAAAGGAAAGGAUUUUGAUGGAGAAAGCAGGCUUGAAGAGUCGCCUCUGA
Molecule: messenger RNA, 1359 nt
Organism: Marasmius oreades (fairy-ring Marasmius)
Lineage: Eukaryota; Fungi; Basidiomycota; Agaricomycetes; Agaricales; Marasmiaceae
Exons: 14
Coding region: 1-1359 (452 amino acids)
Molecular function (GO): flavin adenine dinucleotide binding; oxidoreductase activity, acting on the CH-CH group of donors
Source: RefSeq, a predicted model, not a curated record